This is a messenger RNA of Pangasianodon hypophthalmus (striped catfish), 1775 nucleotides long. Its product is annotated as heparan sulfate glucosamine 3-O-sulfotransferase 5. The record is from RefSeq and is a predicted model, not a curated record. Lineage: Eukaryota; Metazoa; Chordata; Actinopteri; Siluriformes; Pangasiidae. The transcript has 2 exons. Bases 724 to 1719 code for a protein of 331 amino acids. Gene Ontology annotation, molecular function: [heparan sulfate]-glucosamine 3-sulfotransferase activity.
CACACUGUCUCUCUCUUUCACACACACACUCACAGACACAGUCAUUCUCUCUUUCACACACACACACACACACACAGUCUCUCUCUUUCACACUCACACACACUCACACACACACACACUGUCCCUGGUUUAUCUCACUGGUCUCCUGAAGCAGUGUAACCCACCCUGAGCUCAUCCCAGUAAAGUUACGCUUCAGUCUGUCCUCAUUCCCUUUCCUUCCUCAGUGGGAGGAGCUAAGAAGAGAAAUAAGGAGGGGCUAAUUAACGGAGAACCCACGCCCACCUCAGCAGAAUGUUCCAGAACAGCUCAGACUCUACAUGCCUCCCUGCUCCACGGUUAAACCCCUAAACACACAUAAACACCAUUAUCAAUUUUGUGUGUGUGUGAAGGAGAGAGACAAUGUGUGUGUGUGUGUGUGUGUGUGUGUGUGCGGCAUGUAAUACUGGCAUAAUCUUGUUUGGCUUUUGAGUCCAUUAGUAAGAUUAAAGAGGUCAACCCCCAUCAAACCACUCUGUGUGUGUGUGUAAGAGAGUGUGUGUUGUAAACAGUAAAAUCAAUCACACACACCAAUUACACAAUGGGGGAAGGAUGAAUGUAGAGAGAGAGAGAGAGAGAGACGUUAUAUUGUCCACUGAUUGGUCUGUGUGUGGACAGUAUAAUGUGUGUGUGUGUGUGUGUGUGUGUGGACAGUAUAAUGUGUGUGUGUGUGUUUAGGUGUGUUUGAUGGGGGAGAUGUUGUUGCUCCAGCAGCUGUUGCUAGGCAGCCUGGUGGUUGGGACUUUGCUCUACCUGAUAACACACCUGAGUCAUCUGGACAGAGUGCAGUUGGUUUGUCCCACUGAGAACACGUCAUGCCCUGCUGGUGUUUCAGUUCAGCAUAAACAGGGCGCGUUGUAUGAGCAGCGAAGGGGCGGAGUCAACAGAGGACACCUGGUGCAGCAGCUUCCACACGCCAUCAUCAUUGGAGUGAGAAAAGGAGGAACUCGAGCUCUGCUGGAGAUGCUCAGCCUGCACCCUGCCGUGGUCAAGGCCUCACAGGAAGUGCACUUCUUUGACAGCGAUGAGAAUUAUGGGCGGGGCUUCGCCUGGUACCGCAGCCGCAUGCCGCUUUCCCUUAUCAAUCAUGUGACAAUCGAGAAAAGCCCCGCCUACUUCACCACAGAGAAGGUUCCAGAACGGAUCUUUGGGAUGAACGCGUCCGUGAAGCUGUUGGUGAUUGUGCGUGAGCCCGUCACCCGAGCCGUCUCCGAUUACGCACAAGUCCUGGAGGGCAAGCGUCGGAAAAACAAAACGUACCCGGGGUUCGAGUCGCUCGCCAUCGACAGCGCCACCUGCAGCGUGAACACGAAGUACAAAGCCGUGAGCACCAGCGUCUACGCCAAACACCUGGAGCGCUGGCUCCGGUUCUUCCCCGUACAGCAGCUCCACGUCGUGGACGGAGACCGGCUGAUCUCGGAUCCUCUCCCGGAACUCCAGAUGGUCGAGCGAUUCCUGAACCUGACACCUCGGAUCAGCCGUGACAACCUGUACUUCAACGCCACGCGUGGGUUCUACUGCCUCCGCUCCGAGCGGCACCGGGUCCGGAGGUGUCUGGCAGGAAGUAAAGGCCGCACGCAUCCGCGCGUUCACACGGCUGUACUGGACAAACUCCGAGUGUUCUUCCAUCCGUACAAUCAGAAAUUUUACCAGAUCACUGGAAGGACAUUCAACUGGCCAUGAACACACACGCACACAAGCAGACACACACGCACACACACACACGCACACACACACAC